CGAUAAAACAUGCAUAGUAUCCAGGGAACUCGAUUCUGUGAGUUUGUUAAAUACAGAAGAAGCUCUGCAAUAAUUUAUAACUGUGUUUUAAAUAAAUUUGCUACUAAUUUAUAAAUGUAGACGAGAAGGACGUUUAAACACUGUUAAUAAUAUUUUAUAAAAUUAUCGUGAAAUAUCAAUCAAUUAAAAAUUCAAACAUAUCUAACACGUAUAUUCACGAACAUGGACUGGGAUGUCUUGGAAUCAACCUUUGCGAUGUCUCAAUGUCCAAAUUCCAAUGAACCGAACCAUAUUCGAUUAAAAGAUUACAUAAAAGAUAUUUAUGUUCCCGAAUUUUCGGCAGAAUGGAAUAGAAGCAUAUUAAACUUGAUACCACCCGCGGACAGGCAAAAAUAUUUAUCUUUCAUAAAUUCAGUACUGAAUGAAGUGAAAGAUAUGUACGUUGAAAAUAUGAGGGAUUUCGUAUUGAAAUCCAUACUGUCCUGCAAGAUGUACAGGAGGGAACACGUUACUUGUGAAGAGUGCAAUGUUCCCGUUGACCUAAAACAAAACAUCGCUGAAGAAAAUAAAUUGCACGGUCACGCAAUAUUUUUGCAACGUCGUAAAUUGUUCGCCAAGAGAUACUUUCUCUCCCAUCCGAUAAUCAGGCAUAUCAUUAAUAUAGCGUGUCGUAUUCUACCCGCGGUCAUUUGUGACUUCAGACGUUAUCAUGAAUUCGGAAUGCUGACACUGCGUUGCUUUCAAGAUCUGAUUCUCAAGGACAUUAAGAGAGGCUCUCUAGUGAUCACCAAUCAAUUUUACACGGAGACGUUUAAAGCUAUACAGAGAUCGAAACAGCUGAAGAGCGCCACUGCGAAACGCCUGUCCCAAUUUAUGCGAUGCCUCACAAAUGUAUUUGUCCAGCAGAUUCUCAAUGUAAUGAUGAGAUCGAUCGAUCACGUAAUAGACACUAUGAGGGACGGCCAUUACCGUCCUCAAAUUGAAUUUCAGCUGGUAUGCGAAAGGGACCAGCUUGUAACUAAACCAGACCUAAAGGAGGUCUUUGCAACGUAUCACAAUAUUAUCCGAGACAUUGAAGGUAUCGCGCAAGAUCUGAUGCCGUUGGAAGAAUGGUUGAACGUCAGAGCGCGAGAGAGGUAUAUAAAAAUAGCGCUUCCCGACUGGUUCGUCGAGAAGUCCCACCGUGAUUUACAGGAGAUACUAGACGCUCUGUUUCAACCUGUGAACAAGCACGUGGCGUUCAUCUCCGUGGAGUUCAGCGGUAUAUGUGCGUCAAGUGCCAAAAAACGAAUAUCAUCUUUGACAUCUGAACGACCGAAUUUUGAUGCCUAUUUUGAGCACAUAUGCCAGUACAACGAGUACCUGAGCAAAACAAACUCCAUGCUUUCCAAUUUGUAUUACAACGUGGGAAAGUUGGAACAGAGCAACGCCAAGGAAUCCUUAAGGCAGAUCUGUUGCGACGUUAUAAACGUCCUUACAACGAAACUCGUGAGAUAUCAUCAAGACUUCAAUCGUUCGAUCUGUUCGGACUUUGAGGAACUGAAAUCUAUGGCGUCAGACAUUCCGAGGGACGCAAGUUCGUUAAUACAAUUAACUGAACAUAUGUCGAGAGCUUCGAAGGUGCUGAUGAAGGAGCAGGAGCAGAAGAUACGAGAAUCGAUCUGUAUGCUGAGUAAACUGUUGGAGAUCACUGUAUUAACUGACGAGCACAUCGACUUGAACCGAAUCACCAUCAAUUGGCUGCACGAUAUCCAACCGGUGUUCGCGCAGAACAACACGCUGUGCGAGGCUAUGAAGAGCGAGCUGGAAGAGGAUCUUCAACGGAGAAUAAAUGCUUUGAACGCUGAGGUUGACGCGAUGUUUCCACAGCUUAUCAUUCUAGACAACAUGGACGACGUAAGCAAGGUCGGAGAAUACGUGGAGUAUUAUAAGGACUUGAUGAAAAAGUACAAACGUAUAGACGAGGAGAUGCAAGCUAUCAAUUCGGAGGAAAAACUUUUCAAGUUUCCCGAAACGGAAUUUCCAAAAAUAAUCGAGCUGAAAGAGACAAUCCUGCCCUUCUAUAAACUCAUAUGUACCGUUCAUCAGUGGCGAAUGGACAACUCUGUUUGGCUGAAUGGUCCAUUCGAAUGCCUGGACGCUACUGUUAUCGAGAAGAAGACCGUGAAUUACUUCGACGAAAUUACGGAUAUGCACAAAACGAUGAAGUCGCGCAUCAAGAUGGACGCGACGGCGAAUAAGUCGUACAAAUUUUCCGGCAUCGCCGACGAUCCCGACCCGAUGCAGCAGCCCGCGCCUCUAAAACUGUGCUGGCAAACACUCAACAACGUUAAUGAGUUUAAAGUUUACGUGCCACUCGCGGUUUGCAUGUGCAAUCCGGCUUUGAAUGCGCGCCACUGGAAGGAGAUGUCUGCGAUAUGCAAUUUCGAUCUUACACCGAAUGCAGGAACGACUCUGAAGAAAAUGAUCGACAUGAAUCUGAUGGAUAACAUUGACAAGUACAAGGCGAUAAGCUCGGGCGCCAACAAGGAGCUUCGCCUUCAGCAGGAACUGGCUGAGAUGAUUGAGAAGUGGGAGCCAAUAUCGUUCGAGAUGUCGACCGACUCAGAAUCCGGUAUGGUAUUUUUUAAACACGUGAAUGACGUCGAAACUCUUCUCAGCGAACACCUCAUUAAGAUUGAGGAAAUGAGAGCGUCACAUUUUGUGAAGCCGAUAUUGUCAGACUUAAUUGACUUCUCCGCUGUUCUGACGAGGAUCCAAGAAACUCUCGAUCUGUGGACACGAGUGCAACACCGCAAACUCUAUCUAGAGCCAGUAUUUUCUUAUCCAAAAAUAGAAACACGUUUACGCCAAGAAGCUGUGUUAUAUUUAGAAGCAACAAGCGUUUUGCUGGAUAUUAACAACAGAUUCAUGAAAAAUCCAAGUUUUCAUGAAAUCAAAAGGGCGUCGGGCUUGCUGCAAAUCUUAAAUGAAACUAACGAGAAAUUGGAGAGAGCGAUCAGAGGGGUAAAGGAUUACUUAGAUAUUAAAAGACUGACGUUCACGAGAUUCUUUUUUCUCGAAGAUUCAGAAGUACAGAAAAUAUUAUUUGAAUCCACUGACACAGGGAAACGGUAUGCACUUGUGAAAAAGUGUUUCACUGGUGUAGAACGAUUGAAAUUUAAUAAAUCUAACUGCGUUCGAGGCAUUAUCGGACAUUACGGGGAGGUGUUAUAUCUAAGUAAUAACAUUUCCUUAUCCACUGAGCAGGAAGAGCAAUGGUUAAUUCAGCUUGAAAAAGAAAUGAAAGACGCAGUUCAUAAAAGUAUUCUGCAGCAUCAUUCUUUGAUCGAUGUCAAUUCGAUAUUUAUUCCCGUUGAUAACUUUCCAAGCAUGUCGAUCAUUUGUAGCUUGCAACUUUAUUGGACUCGCUCGGUCGAAAAAUGCCUUAUGUCACUGAACAUUACGAUGUUAAACUCCUUAUUCACGAAAUACACCGACGGGAUAAUCUCGACAACUAACGAAUUAAAAAAUAAUUUAACGCGAAGACGUAGGAAUCUGUUGACGUCAUUGAUCAUUGUCAUGCUGGCUCAUAAGGAGAUCAUAAAGCUGCUAAUGGAAAGAAAUACUGUUAAACACACGGACUUCGAAUGGGUCGCGCAAUUGAGAUAUUAUUGUAAUGACAAAGGUAUCAAAGUGUCAGUAUUCAAUACAACAAUUACAUACGGAUACGAAUACAACUAUUAUCAGCAGAACAUUGUUAACACUCCUUUAACUGAUAGAUGCUUUCGUACUAUAUUGCAAGCUUAUCAUUAUCAUCUAUAUAGCAGUGUCGUAGGUCCAACGGGUACCGGAAAAACGGAAACAAUUAGAAAUCUGACGAGGGCUAUCGCGAAACUAUCCUAUGUCAUCAAUUGCAGCAAUAGCAUUUCUUACGAUUGUGUCGUGCAAACGUUUAAAGGAGUAGUCUCUUGCGGAGCAUGGAUUUGCUUUGAGAACUUCGACAGAUUAGAACUAGGACUGCUGUCGAUCGUCGCUCAGAACCUUACGCAGAUGAAGCAAGCAGUGUCGUCUAAUUUGAAAACCGUAAGCUUUGAAGGUUGCAACUUGAACUUAAACGUCACCGGGAACAUAUGUGUUAACAUCAAUUCGGAGCAAUCCGAAUACAUUAAUCUACCAGACAACUUGAAGGUUCUUUUCCGCCCCGUAUCAAUGAUGGCGCCGGAUACUGACAAAAUUGCCGAGGUUGAACUCUUCGCCGCAGGUUUCCUCCACGCGAAAAAUCUUGCGACGAGGCUAACUGUCAGUUAUAAAUUAUUAUCCGAACAUCUGGGAGAAAAGCGUCAUUAUGAUUUUAGUACAUCGUCACUGAAGACCGUUCUCGCAACUGCAGUUAACUUGAAACGAAAUAUCCCAGACGAGAACGAAGAUUUUCUGCUGUUACGUUCGAUGAUACGUAUAAAUAUCCCGCAGCUAUGUAACACCGAUAUACCGAUCUUCCAAAGUAUCGUGCAAGAUGUCUUUCCUGAAUCCGUUGUGCUUCCUUUUGAUUGUUCAGCGCUUCUGGACGCUCUAGAAAGGGUGUGCGCAAAGAAGCUACUAACGCUGCAUACGGUCUUCAAAUUAAAAGCCAUACAGAUCGUCGAAUUGAUGUACGCUCGUCGUGGUCUUGUGCUCAUUAGUAACCCUCUCGGUGGAAAGACGGAAAUCUUACACACGCUUGCCGAAACAUUGUCCUUGUUGCAUGAUGAAAGAAGCAAAAUUGGCGCCACGGUAAACCUCGAAACGAUCGUGCCAGGAGUGGUGGACAGCAAUGCGCUCUUUGGACAUUUCUGCGACAAGUCUGGGGUUUGGAAAGAUGGUUUGUGCACCACUAUACUUCGACGCUUUGCGGAAGAUAUCGUAACGGACCGCAAGUGGUUGGUGUUCGAUGGUGACUUAAGUGACACGUGGAUAGACAAUUUAUAUACCGUUCUCGACGAAAACAAAAUGUUAUACUUGACAUCUGGAGAACGAUUUACCACGACGGAAUCAAUGUCCAUCAUCUUCGAGACGAUGAGCACGAUAGAAAUUUCACCCAGUAUAAUAUCACGGUGCGGAAUAAUCUACAUUGAUACGCAUUCCAUUGGCUGGAGACCAUACGUGUUGUCUCACAUCGCCAAGCCAUUCUACGAAGGAUAUAACAAGAUACUACAAGCUCUGUUCGAUUGGGCGAUAGAUCCAUGUCUUAAUUACCUAAGGAAAAAUGAAGGUAUACUGGUAGGUCAGGAAUUACAUCUCGUUAUGUCGACUGUAAAUUUAUUCGAAAUAUUAUUGAAAGACGCCUGUGAAGAAGCCGCAGGGGAUAAGGAAAAGGACAAUCACUUUGUCAUAUGGGCGCAGGCCGCUUUAAUCUUAGCUAUUGUUUGGGGAUUGGGUGGAAACUUGAUCGAGGAUUCGCAAACGCGAUUCAACGCUUUCUGCAUAUCAUUCUGGAGUGGCACAGAUAAAGAAUAUCCAAAACCUAAGAUAAUUAAAAGUUUCGACGUGACAUUGCCUAACGAGGGUUUAAUCCAAGACAAUUUCUACCUCUUUAAAGGUGUUGGAAACUGGAGGCAUUGGGGCGAUCUGUUGAAAAACGAAAAAAUACCCGAGAUAUGUAACUUCAAUCAAAUUUACGUUUCAAGUAUCAACAGUAUGAAGUACAAUUAUAUUUUUUUAAAACACAUCAAAUAUCGAAAGCCUUUUCUCUUGUAUGGCGACGUUGCUGUUGGAAAGACGAGUAUUAUGGAUGAUCUGAGAAACAAGUUGCCAGAAAAUUGUCUCUCCAAUUUUUUUAGUUUCACUUCAAUGGUCACGGUAACCAGAACGCAAAGAUUAUUGCUCUCCAAGUUAAAUAGAAUACGACGUACCGCCUACGGACCAGGAAGAAAUCAAUUUUGCGUAAACUUUGUAGACGACGUGAAUAGAAUCGCCGUGCAAAAAUCAGAGGCACAGGCUGUAUUUGAUCUUUUCCGUCAACUACUCAAUUAUGAUUACUGCUACGACACAAAGGAAUUUAAUAAAGUGUUUGUGCAGGACAUUAUGUUCACGCUUGCGGUUACUACGGGAAGAAUCGACGGAAGCUUAUCUCCUAGAUUUUUGAGACACUUUAACACCUACAUGAUUCCCGCUCCUACGACAGAUAACAUAUUCAAAACAUAUUUCAACGUGCUACUUGCUAAUUUAAAGAAGAAUCUGUUCGCGGCGGACGUUACGGGUAGCGUGACCAGCAUAGUGAACGCGACGAUUGACGUUUACAAGUCUAUAAUAAAGACAUUGCGGCCUGUGCCCAGUAAAAUGUACUAUUAUUUUGAUAUGAGAGAUAUAUUUAGAGUAAUUAGUGGAUGCGGUCUGCUCCAGAAGGAAUCGGUGGAAACGAAGGUAACGUUCAUUCGGCUAUGGGUACACGAGAUCUUACGCGUGUUCAGCGAUCGCAUGCUAGACGAGAGUGACAAGGAAUGGCUCUUCCUAAGAAUCCGCGAGGCGGUGAAAGGCAACUUUAAAGACUCUUUCGAGAUCGCCUUUGAUUACCUGCCCAAAUUCGAGAAUCAGAUCACCAAAGAUAGCUUCAAUGACCUGCUGUUCGGGAAUUUUAUGGAUACAGGGAAGAGCGGCAAAUGCAGACGGUACGAGGAAAUCGGAUCUAUGGAAGCCCUGAGGAACAAAGUUCUCGCUUACCUGGACGAAUAUAACGCUAGUUUUAAAAAGAAAAUUAACGUUGUCGUAUAUCGUUACAUGUUGGAAUCUUUGAUCAAAAUUUCUAGGAUCCUGAGCAUUCCGGGCGGAAAUAUGUUAAUGAUAUCCACUGCGGGUUCCGGCAGGAAGACGACGACCGCUCUUGCUGCCUUUAUGCAGCACCAAACCUUUUUUGAAACCAGCAUCGAAUCUUAUUACGACAUAGACGCAUGGAAAGAUGAAUUGAGAAAAGUUCUACGGGAGUGCGGAACGUUGCGAAAAGAUGUUACGUACUUUAUGAGCGAAAGACAGAUGAAGGAAGUGUUUUUGAGCAACAUUAGCUGUCUAUUAAGCACUGGGGAGCUACCUGACUUGUUCUCUACCGAAGACAAGCAGAAUAUAAUUGAGAUGACGCGAUUGCAUGCCCAGGGUGGUGACCGAAAUGCAGAGCUCAGCGCGCGUUCGGUGAUGACCUACUUCGCAGAUCAGUGCAAGAACAGAUUACACUUUGUACUCUGUUUCAGUCCUACCAGUGCCGCGUUCAGAACAUAUUUAUGCUCGCAUUCUAACUUAAUAAAACACUGUACGGUGAAUUGCUGUCAAGUUUGGCCCGACCAGGCGCUCUUAGAAAUCGCCGUGAAGCACGUAAAGGACGUUAACGUGCAGGAAGAAGUUAAAACUGACGCAGCAAGAAUUUGCGUGCAAUUCCAUAACAGUGCAAAGAAAAUGAGUUUGAAGUAUCGCGAAAUGUUCGGUAGGGCCAUUCAUGUGACGUCAUCGGCCUUUCUGCAUAUGCUCAAGCUGUACACGCAACUGACGUCGAAGAAGCAGGAAGAAAUCGUCGCGUCGCGAAACAGGUACCUAGCGGGAUUGGAAAAGUUGGAAUUAGCGGCCCAGCAAGUCGAACAGAUGAAGGCCACCCUGACGGUCUUGAAGCCCCAAUUGGAACUGUCCGCUCGACAGACCAUGAUCACUAUGAAAGAAGUGGAAAACGAAAAUAUUACCGUGGAGCAAGCUACAAUCCUCGUGAAGCAGGAAGAAGAAAUCGCGAAUAAGAAGGCGGAGAUCGCGGGUGUCUUGAAAAUCGAAUGCGAGGCCGAUCUUGCCGUUGCGAUACCGAUCCUGGAGGAUGCGGUAAUCGCAUUGAAUACGUUGAAGCCGACCGAUAUCACGUUGGUGAAAGCGAUGAAAAAUCCACCCGACACCAUCAAGCUGGUAAUGGCCGCCGUUUGCGUAAUGCUGGGCGUUCCUCCAGAUCGCAGUAUCGAUCCGGCCACCGGGAAGAAAUUCACGGAUUACUGGGGCCCGAGCAAACGUAUUCUGGGUGAUAUGAAUUUUUUGCAGAAUCUAAAGGACUACGACAAGAACAACAUAGCGCCCGCGGUGAUGCAGGUCAUCAAGAAGACGUACAUGACAGACAACAGUUUCAUGCCUCACAUAGUUGCGAAGGCAUCCAGCGCUGCCGAGGGUCUCUGCAAAUGGGUCCGCGCUAUGGUGUCUUACGACGAGGUGGCAAAGGUAGUUGCGCCUAAGAAGAAGAAACUGGCGGAGGCACAAACGGAAUGCGACGAGGCCGAGGCGUUCUUGAACGAGAAACGACAGACCCUGGCUGCCUUGAACGCAAAACUGGCGGUGCUGAACGAUAAUCUUCGACAAACGUUGCAGAAGAAAUUAAACCUAGAGAUGGAAGUGGCGACAUGCACCGCCAAGCUGAUCAAAGCGGAGAAGCUGAUUGCCAGUCUAGGAGGUGAGAAGAGCCAUUGGAUGCAAUGCGCUCACAAUCUUCAAAUGAAUUACGACAAUCUCGUAGGCGACAUGUUGCUCUCGUGCGGAAUAGUGGCCUAUAUGGCAUCCUACAAUACCUCUUUUCGCGAUGAAAUGUUGAUGAAAUGGAAAGAAUUUAUGGAGGCUUCUAAAAUAUUGUACACUAAAACGUAUGACUUUGUGAGUGUUCUCGGUGUGGAAAUUGAGAUUAAUUAUUGGCAACUCUGCGGUCUAUCGAAAAAUCGCUUUGCAACAGAGAACGCCAUUAUUUUGAAUAAUUCGGAACAAUGGUGCCUUUUCAUCGAUUCACAGAAUCAGAUAAAUCAAUGGAUCAAGAGAAUAGAACAGAAAAAUAAUUUAAAAGUUGUUAAACUAACUGACUCCAAUUAUAUGUCAAUCAUCGAACGAAAUAUUGAAACUGGUACCCCAGUUCUGCUAGAAAAUGUCGGAGAAAGCCUCGAAAUUGCAUUAGAACCGAUCCUCUUGAAGAAUAUCUAUAAAGAUAAAGACUGGUACAUUGAUAUUGGAACUAAGUCUGUAAAGUACUCACAAAAUUUUCGAUUUUACAUCACCACAAGGCUGUCAAAUCCAAAUUAUAUGGUUGAUAUUUUCGCUAAACUUACGAUAAUCGACUUCUCGAUGCCGGAUGGGACUCUUCGAGAUAAACUUUUGGACAUUGUCAUUUCGAAAGAGAAUCCAGAUCUUCAAGAGAAAUUCGAAGCGCUCCGCAUUCAAGAUGCCACUAACAAAAAAGUUCUUCAACAGCAAGAAGACAACAUCUUGAGCACUCUCUCAUCAACCACCACGAAUAUUCUGGAGGACGAAAAUGCGAUACAGAUCUUAGAUUCAUCCAAGAAUCUCACCGUGAAUAUCGUGAGGAAACAAGAAGCAGCCAGAGCGAUGACAGAGAACAUUAAUGAAUUCAGAGACGCGUAUUUACAGUUCGCCGAUCAUUGCGCGGGUUUAUUCUGUACGUUGACCACUCUAUCCAAUUUGAAUCACAUGUAUCGAUUCUCGUUUUCCUGGUUUAUUCAAUUGUACAUCACCUCAAUCGAGACUUCGAACAGGAGCGUUGUUCUCGAAAAACGACUGCAGUUCCUCAAGUCUUCGUUCACGAAGAACCUUCACUCCAGCGUCUGCAGAUCGCUCUUUGAAAAGCACAAGCUCUUAUAUUCCUUUUUGUUGUGCAUAAAAAUUUUGCUAGACGCUGGGCAAACUACGCAAAAGGAAAUCAAACUCUUCAUCUCUUCGGACUCAAAUAACAGUGCGGUUCCGGAGCCAGCGUUGGAUUGGUUGCCAAUGGACAAAUGGAGACAAAUUUGCACACUGAGCAACGUAGUGCCCAACCUACGCGAACUCGCAAAUGACUUCCGUGUCAACAGCGCAGCCUGGGAGAAAUAUUGCAACGCGGUACCGUUCCAAAGUCACCUGAUACCAGGUACGUGGACCGACAGUCUGACUCGGUUUCAAAAACUGAUGCUUAUCAAAAUCAUAAGAUACGACAAGAUCAUCGUGGAAAUAAUGCGUCUAAUAGAGGAUACCAUGGAGAACGUAUUCGAUUCCUAUCCUCGCCUUCAGAUAUCCGAAUCCCACGCAGAAUCUAGCUGCCUCACGCCAAUCGUAUUUAUUUUGCCGAGUUACGCCUCGCCUCUGUCUCUCGUCUCUACAUAUGCGAGCGCGAGAGGCUACGCCUCGAAGUUCGUCUCUCGGUCUAUGGGUGACGGGCAGCAGACCAACGUCGAGAUUCUGGUAGAGCAGGCACGAAGGGAAGGCGGAUGGAUACUUUUGGAAAACUGCCAUCUCGCCGUAUCGUGGCUACCGCGACUCGAACAGAUCUGUGAGAACCUGUCCGGUACAUCCCUGGACUUUCGACUGUGGCUUUCCAGCCGUUCCACUCCGCACUUCCCGAUCAGUGUCCUACAAAACAGCGUGAAGAUCGCGUACGACUAUCCGCUCCGACUGAAGCAGAGCUUACUCAGGAUGUACCGAACGGAACCCGUAAGAAGCAAAGAGUUUUUCGAGGGAUGCCCCGGAAGAGACAAGGAGUUCUCUAAACUCUUGUACGGGCUCUGCUUCUUCCACGGAAUCGUCAGAGAGAGAAGGCACUUUGGGCCGCAAGGCUGGAAUAUCCCGUACGAUUUUGAUCAAGCAGACUUCGAGAUAUCCAUUCGACAACUGCAGAGUUUAAUCAACGAGACCGCAAAUGUACCGUUUGAUACACUACUUUAUCUAAUCGGGGAGUGUAACUACGGUGGGAAAAUCAUGGAUCGCCUUGAUCAAAAGUGCCUGCGACACCUGUUAGACUCUUUCUGCGACAGGCGCAUAAUCGAGAACGCUGAAUGUUCAUUUUCCAACUGCGAGGAGCAUUCGGUACCGCAACGAUGCGAAUACCGCGAUAUCAUCAUGCACAUUAGUGGUAUGCAACUGGACGCGUCGGCAGAAGCUUUCGCCUGCGACGAGAAUGCUCUUAUUAUAAAAGACACAGCCGUUGCCAAAGAAUUCUUGGAAUCGGUAUCUCGCUUGGACCAAAUCAGAUCGUUGGAUCAUGAAACUGUACAAGAUCAGGCGCUCCAAGCGAUUAAUGAGAUUAGCAGUAGAUUACCCGCGUUGUUUAACAUCACCGAAAUACAGAACAGGUGUCCUACGAUAUCGCGCGAGCUAUUAAACGCGAUUCUCAUCCACGAGGCGAAACUAAUCAACGAGAUUUUGUCAGUGAUCGCAGACUCCUUGAGCAAUUUAAAAUCGGCGCUGAAUGGCGAGACCAUUCUGACCGAAUCUUUGGAAGAUCUGUCGAAAGAAAUAUGCAAUAACGAAGUUCCGUGCGUCUGGAGGAGGAUCGACGUUGGCAUUGCAACCAGAGGUUUACCGAGCUACAUCGACCUGCUCCUGAAGCGCGUAAACUUCGUGCGACGUUGGUGCGAUAACGGUCUACCUCACGGGAUCCACUUCGACGCGCUAUCUUGCUGCAAGAGAUUUCUAUCCGCGACUCUCCUCGCGUUCUCGCGACGUCGUGGCGUGCCCGUCGAACAAGUCGCGUUGGAUCUUCAAGUGACAAACGGCGAUUCUACGUGCAGCGAGGAAAACGAGGAUGUUUAUUACAUUCACAACUUACAUUUGUCUGGCGCCCGAUGGGACGUGCAGAGACGUGUAUUAACGGAAAACUCAACGAACGUAUUCUGGUACGACAUACCGCCGAUACGUCUCACAUUUAGCAGAGAAGAGAGAAUUAUCGAUGGUGCGUACGAGUGCCCCGUAUAUGUCUCACCGACAAGAUGCGACGAAGGGGAUACCCAUGCGAGUACGAAGAUGAGAAAUUACGUUAUGAGCGUACCAUUGGAAACUGAUAAGUCACAUGUAUAUUGGACAAAACGUGGCACAGCAUUAUUCUGCCAAGUUGAGAAAUAAUAUAUUUAGGUACUAAUCAUUAAUAUAUACCUUCUACUUGUUUCUUGCGAAUGAACGAUAAUUGAGUAUUUUCCUGAUUUAAUCUAUCUAGUCUAUGCAUGUUAAUUAAUAUUAUUAUUAUAUUAUUUGAAAAAAGAUCAAUAAGACUUUCUUUGCAGUAAUUGUUAUAAUUGUAAGUAAAUAUAAUAUUAAAGAAUUUAAUAAAAAUAUAAUUUGCUGAUUGUAACAACGUCAUGUGAUGUUUCGAACAUUGAGGACAGUUGUCAACAUAAAAAUGUAAAUCGUUGAAAAAUUUAAAAUAUAGUUCUGUAAAUAUUAGCAAUAAGUGACAAUUUAUAAUGUAAUCGAAGUUUGGAGCAUUUUUUGAAUAAAAAAUAAUAUUUAACAUAAACAUAUAUAAACAUAUUUUACAUAAAUGACGUUCAAUAUCAAUUUAUUCUCCGGAUUCACGGUU
This is a messenger RNA of Monomorium pharaonis (pharaoh ant), 12298 nucleotides long. Its product is annotated as dynein heavy chain 7, axonemal-like. The transcript has a single exon. The record is from RefSeq and is a predicted model, not a curated record. Gene Ontology annotation, biological process: microtubule-based movement. Gene Ontology annotation, molecular function: ATP binding; dynein intermediate chain binding; dynein light intermediate chain binding. NCBI's taxonomy places the organism in Eukaryota, Metazoa, Arthropoda, Insecta, Hymenoptera, Formicidae. Bases 223 to 11844 code for a protein of 3873 amino acids. Gene Ontology annotation, cellular component: dynein complex.